Molecule: messenger RNA, 875 nt
Organism: Brachypodium distachyon (stiff brome)
Lineage: Eukaryota; Viridiplantae; Streptophyta; Magnoliopsida; Poales; Poaceae
Exons: 3
Coding region: 79-633 (184 amino acids)
Source: RefSeq, a predicted model, not a curated record
ACGGGUUCAUCCACCUCACAGGCUCACAGCACACAAGGAGAGGAGAGGAGAGAGAGAGAGGCGAAGAAGCCAUCAGCCAUGGCGAACAAGGCAACGGCCGCGACCUCGUGGCGGUGGCGGCUGCUGCUGCUCCUCCUCCUCGCGGUGGCGGCGCUCUGCUGGAUCCCCCCGGCAAUCGCCAUGGCGGCCGCCGCCUCGACGGCCAAGGGGGCGCGGAGGUCGCUGCUGGGCUUCGUGGAGGCGCAGGGGAACUCCUCCUACCGAUGCAACCCCUCCGGCCCCUGCAUCACGUGCCAGUACUCCGAGAAGAAUGACGAAAAGUACUGUUGCAGCGAAACUGGCUACCGCUUGCCUUUGAAAUGCGUUCAAGUACAAAAUGGUACAAAAGAAGGAAAUAGUACCAAGCAAAGAAAGGUGUUGGGUGAUGCAUCCACAUCAGGUGGCGCAAAACAUUAUGUUACUUACAGGAGUUGUGUACCAUUGGAGGAUGAAGAGAAGUUAUCUGUUCUUGGUUUUGAGGUCCUCAUGGCCGGAAUGUUGCUAAUAAGUGGGCCGUUUGUAUAUUUCCGGAAAAGGCAGACAAUUCUAAUGCAAGGAGCUUCAAGAAUCCCGACAAACCCUCCUAGGUUUUAGUACGGAUUAAUAAUGGAUUUGACCGGUUGCUCAAGAGGAUUCGUGGUGCCAUUUUGGUGGUUGUUUUUCCCUUGCCAUUGUACUGUAUUUACACAUGCUCACGGAGGAAGUUUCUUACAGGAGUAGAAAACCACAAUGGCUAGUCUCAUUGUGCCUUCAAUUCUUGAAUCAAAUCUCUUGUAUCAUAUAACAGAUUAUGAUAUAAUAUAUUUUUUUAUCACCACAACGAAGUAUUUCCUAUU